GAUUCCCUACCCCCAGCCGUCAUUUUACUGUUAUAUAGUACAUUAGAGUUAUAUCGUAUAUUAGAAGGAAUGCAGGAAGAAAAUAUCUCCCAACAAGGGGGAUGAGUGCCCGUGUGUGGGUGUAGGUGAGAGUUGCAGUGUAGGCUUGGGAAUAUGGAGAGGUUAGGUAUUUUCUGGAGAGUUACAGGGUGUGUGGCUGAGAGGCGUCUACAACAGGACAGCCUCAACUGCUCCUUCCCGAUGUGGGGUUCUGUCUCACCAGGGCAGGUGAGAAUGGGGCAAGAGGGGAGAGUCUCGCCUUUGCGGCUGGAUCCUGAUAUCCCGAUUCUCUACAACCUCUCCAGUCCCCUUCUAAUCUUACACUUUCCCCUGGUUUACAGGAGGGUGUAAGAGAAAGAGACUGACAGAAUCAAGCUUUCCUGGCAGAAACGUCAGCGGAUGAAAAUUGAAUUACAAUGAAAAUAGUAAUAGUACUAACUUCCCGACCCUGGUCAUUAGGUACACGCUCAUCUUAGUUAAUACCACCAGCACUAAUAACAAACGCGAGUCCCGAAGACCCCAACCCCUCUGGCAGCGCGGGGCGCGCAGCCUCCCCUGGCGGCGGCCGGAGAAGUGCACGCAGCACCGAAUUCCUCAGCGCGCACCUCGCGGCUACUACCCGGUCAGCCGCGGGGCCUACGCGGGGCGGGGCCUGCGCGGGGGCGGUGCAGGCGAGGGGGCGGGGCCUGCGCGGGCCCCUCCCCCGCGGGACCGGGCGCGGGAGGGCGCGCGCGAGGCGCUGGUUAAAGAGGCGCGCGGAGGCGGGCGCGGCGCACACUGCCGUGGCUCGCGGAGGACGGCCCACGUGUCUCUCCAGAGUCCGGCCUUGAGUUCCCCCAGCUCCUUUUACCCCCGCAAGCCAGGGCGCCCCCUUGCCCCCCGCUUGGUGUCCGCCCUCCCCCCGCCCCCCCGCCUGCGGGAGCAAAGCUUCGUCCAGUUACCCGCGCUCGGUGGGCCAAUUUGAAGGAGCAACUUUGUCCGGGGAGCGGCGCCGGCGGGUGGGGGGAAUAGGGCACUGCGCAUGCGGAGCUCCAAAUUCAAACAGCUGUUUCCAGAGGCUGGAGGGCGCGUGGACCGGGAGCCGCUGGGGCUAGGGGAGGCUCUCUCCAGGAGGCGGCUGCUCAGGAGCCAUGGUGGACCGGGGCCCACUGCUCACCUCGGCCAUCAUCUUCUACCUGGCCAUCGGGGCAGCGAUCUUCGAGGUGCUCGAGGAGCCGCACUGGAAAGAGGCCAAGAAAAACUACUAUACACAGAAACUGCAUCUGCUCAAGGAGUUCCCGUGCCUGGGCCAGGAGGGCCUGGACAAGAUCUUACAGGUAGUAUCUGAUGCUGCAGGACAGGGCGUGGCCAUUACGGGGAAUCAGACGUUCAACAACUGGAAUUGGCCUAAUGCAAUGAUUUUUGCCGCCACAGUCAUCACUACCAUUGGCUAUGGCAAUGUGGCCCCCAAGACCCCUGCUGGGCGCCUCUUCUGUGUCUUCUAUGGUCUCUUUGGGGUGCCGCUCUGCCUGACGUGGAUCAGUGCCCUGGGCAAGUUCUUCGGGGGACGUGCCAAGAGGCUGGGCCAGUUCCUCACCAAGAGAGGCGUGAGCCUGCGGCAGGCGCAGAUCACAUGCACAGCCAUCUUCAUUGUAUGGGGCGUCCUGGUCCACCUUGUGAUCCCACCCUUCGUGUUCAUGGUGACCGAGGAGUGGGACUACAUCGAGGGCCUCUACUACUCCUUCAUCACCAUCUCCACCAUCGGCUUCGGGGACUUCGUGGCUGGUGUGAACCCCAGCGCCAACUACCACGCCCUGUACCGCUACUUUGUGGAGCUCUGGAUCUACCUGGGGCUGGCCUGGCUUUCCCUCUUCGUCAACUGGAAGGUGAGCAUGUUCGUGGAGGUCCACAAGGCCAUCAAAAAGCGGCGGCGGCGGCGGAAGGAGUCCUUUGAGAGCUCCCCACACCCCAAAAAGGCUCUGCAGAUGACUGGGAGUACGGCGUCCAAGGACGUCAACAUCUUCAGCUUUCUGUCCAAGAAGGAGGAGACCUACAAUGACCUCAUCAAGCAGAUCGGGAAGAAGGCAAUGAAGACGAGCGGGGCUGGGGAGAGGGUCCCAGCACCGGGGCUGGGGCCUCAGGGGGCUGGACUGCCAGCCCUCCCCACUUCCCUGUCCCCUCUGGUGGUUUACUCCAAGAACCGGGUGCCCAGCUUGGAAGAGGUGUCUCAGACGCUGAAGAGCAAAGGCCAUGUGUCGCGGCCCCCCAGCGACGAGGCCGGGGCAGGGGCCCCCAAGGAAGGCUCCCCGACCUCCGAGGUGUUCAUUAACCAGCUGGACCGAAUCAGCGAGGAGGGUGAGCCAUGGGACGCCCAGGACUACCACCCGCUCAUCUUCCAGAACGUCAGCAUCACCUUUGCGGACGAGGAGGCCGGCCUCUCGGAUGAAGAGACAUCCAAGUCCUCCAUAGAGGACAACCUGGCUGGGGAGGAGAGGCCCCAGGAGGGGGCCGAAGCUGAGGUGCCCCUGAACCUGGGCGAGUUCCCCUCGUCGGACGAGUCCACCUUCACCAGCACCGAGUCUGAGCUCUCUGUGCCUUACGAACAGCUUAUGAACGAGUACAGUCCGUCCGACUGCCCCAGGGGCACGUGAGGCGGGGCCGGCUCCCCACCCCACCUCCGAUGGCUUCUGUCCCCCUCAUCCUGGGGCGUCCUACCAUGGCUGGGACCUCCGGCCCCUGGUGGGGGGCAGCCCUGGAACUGGGAGUGGGGGGCCAGGGGCCUUCCUCACCUUCCAUCCCCUCCGGCUAGAUGCUGCGGGUCAAACUCAGCGUGCACCCAGGACAGUGCCUCAGUUCUCUGGCUGAGUGGGCACCCUGGCGGUGGGAGGCGUCUGGCCUGAGCACGGCUGGUGUAUUUGAUGGUUCAGAGACAUGUAUGGGCUGGCAGGUGACCCUCCGGGAGGCCUGCACCUGCAUGGGUCUUCGGACGUCCUUCGGCUGAGCAUGUCACACGGUUCUCUGAGGCUCGGGGCCCCAGCCAUUUGAGUUCACCAGUAUUAAUGAGCUCCUCUGUGCCCAGCACAGAGCUAGCUAUUUCAGAAAGAGAGGAAGCGGGGGGCACUGUGAGCCCUGGGUCCUGCCUUUGCAGGAGGUACAGCAAUGGUAUGGGGGCACUGAGCACUUCAGCUCCUCAGCAAAUAGCAGGGUGCUGUGUGGGGUGCAUGUAUAAGCAUCCCCCAACCCCACCUUAUCUGCCUAUCAGGCCCUACUGCAAAGCUCAGUAGGGAAGAGGCGCCCAGGGGAAGGGAAAGGGGAGAGAUCCUGGGCAGACACUGAAACACUCCUAUCCUAAUACACAGGACCCCGAGCAAGCUCUGAGUUGGCCCGGGGUUCUAGGCCUUCUGGUUCUGCUCAGACCAAGCCACCCGGAGCCCAGUUCCCUGACUCACCCUUUGGCCAGGUGAUGGCAGAUGCAGGCUUUCUCCCUCCCUGAGAACGCUGUGGAAAGAGAGGGUAUCAGUAGCCAGGGAGCUGCAGGAGGAAGCUCGGCUCUGGCGCCUUCUGUCCCCAGCCUCCCCUGUGCCCUGAACAAGGACCUCAUGGCUCCCUGGCCCUCGUGGCCCCCAUGGUGGGGGAGGCCGAGUCCCUCUUGGCUUACACGUGGGAUGGGCCAAAGAUGUGAAUCAGCUCCCUUGCUGCAGCCACGGUUUGGCAUUUGUGUGCGUGGGUGCACAUGUGUGUUUAAGAAAAGACAGGGACACGGGGAGCAAAUGAUAAUGUGAAACUGUAUACAGACUGUUUCUGGUGAGGGGCUGGCAGAGUUCUCGGGGUCUCCGCGAUACGCACCCUUAGGGCUGGCCCUCUCUGCCCUGUAUGUUUUGUUAUUUUUUAAAUAAACUGCUGUUUUGAUAUACCUGGCGUCCAUUGUUGGCUUCAGAGCCAGAGGGGAGAGGAGGCAAAAGAGCAGGCCCCCAAGGAAUGGAUUGUUACGUGUUCGCCCUCCUGCCCCCAGCUCUGCUGGGCCUUUCUUGGUGAGCUCAGCCAGAGUCACGCUGUCAAGAGCCCCCACAUAGAGCGGGGGUGAAGGCACCGAGAAGUGAGUGUGCACGGUUGGGGCGAGGCAUCCCUCACAGGUGACUGACGCCGGCCAGGAGGCGAGUGAUCACCCUCUCUGCCUCUCAGCCCCCUCCCCAGGACUGUGGGGCCGGACCCCACCCCAGCCCCUCCCCCCGACAUGUGAAGACAGUGAUGGGCGUGUGUGUCCACACCUGCAUUCAUCCUGUGACCCAGGGCUAUGCUGGGUUUCCUUGCCCCACCUUGCUGGCGGGUCGCUAGCCGUCCUGGACUCACACACUGUAUGUACAUACUGGCAAUGAUGUCAAAUGUAAUUUAUUUUAACAUUUUUACAAUAAAGCCUUGAAGAUGGACAGGCCAGCCUGGCGUGUGCUGUGUGGGGGCAGUCUGGGAGAAUUGGGGGUAGGGAGAACGGACGACGGUGCGAGGGUCACAGUGAGGAUUGGUCCAGAAGGGAAAGAAAAAAAAAAAAAAGAGGCGAGGAGGUGGGGGAGGGGCCAGCUAGUUAAGAUGAGGUGGUCAGGAUGGGCUUCUUGGGGCAGGUGACAGCUAACCAGUCUAAAUGCGGAUGGGGAGGAGCCUUGCAGGAAGGAUCCUAGAACCGGGAAGGAGUCAGAAGCCAGGGGAGAGUGAUGGGUUGGGGGUGGGUUGGGGGUAGUGGUGGGGAUCAUGCAAACUGUCCGCAGUCUGCUUUAUGCUCAUGCUCCACAAAUGAGCUCCUUUGAUCUUGCAACAGAGCCAUGCGGUAGGUGUACGUGCCCAUUUUACAGGCCAGGAAAUAAGGCUCGGAGAAGUGACGGGCAAGAGCUCAAGAGACAGCCUGGAUUCAAACUCACGCAGCCACACUCCUGCAUCUGUCCCCAGCCACUGGGAUGGGAGGAGGAAGUGAGCCUGUGCUUUGUGGCCACUGACAUCCCCUGGAAGGGCUCCUGUCUUGGAAGGUGGGCCAGAGAAUAACUCGACGAUGGACCAGGCUUGAGUUGGAGGGGUGGACCCUGGGGACCAGAAAGAAUGUGAACGAAGGACUGACCAGGCUCAGCUGGACAUGUCUGCAUUCAUUUAAAGGGAGGUUCGGCCAGGCUUCGUUGUCUCAACUG
Molecule: messenger RNA, 5189 nt
Organism: Zalophus californianus (California sea lion)
Lineage: Eukaryota; Metazoa; Chordata; Mammalia; Carnivora; Otariidae
Gene: KCNK5
Product: potassium two pore domain channel subfamily K member 5
Biological process (GO): stabilization of membrane potential; potassium ion transmembrane transport
Cellular component (GO): membrane
Molecular function (GO): potassium ion leak channel activity
Source: RefSeq, a predicted model, not a curated record